UAUGUUCCUACUAUUUGUGACGUCACAGCAUCGACAGGUGUGCAACAGUGCAACAAGUAUUUGUAUGCUUGUGUCAAUGCUUGUUGUGUUGUCAAGCAACAUAGUGUAAAACGUGUAAAAUAAUAAACAUAAAUUAUAUUACAACAUAUAUUUAUGUCAUUUUUAAAAAAUAUAUAGAAUUGAUGUGAUUUCUAAUAAUAAGUGUUUUCACUGCAAUAAUUACAUUUCUAAUGAGACUAACUUGUAACUAACAAGUUUAAAUACUAUUUUUAAAGAGAAUAAAUUGAAAAAAAAUUAAUUUUCUUUUUCCGGAUAUAGAUAGCAGUAUUUAUAAUUAAUAAAUGCAACGAAAAAGUAAAAAUACAUAAUUUUUAAAUCGUUUUUUAAAGUGACAAAUAUUACUGAGAGAGUAAUAUAAUAGUAAAAGAAAAUUUUAUUCUAGAUUACACGGGCAAAUUGUAAUUUAAUAAAAAAUAGUUUAUAGCGUGAAUAGAUAUUAAACACGUGGUUGCAUUGUAAUUAGGGUUAUUUUUUGCUAAACUUUAUUACGAGUGAAUUAGUAGGAAAUAUCUUGCAAAAUGCUUACGAACGGUUGUCAGACAGUAAACUUGGACACUGAGAUUCGGAAACUGCAGCCGCUUCAUUUUGAUAAACUAGCGUGGCUCCUAAAUAUCUCUGAUGGCGAUUGGAAAAAAUUCAUGUUUAUCAUACCUUCGGACAAUUCUGGUCAAAAUAAAUUUGGCAUUGAUCAUCUAAACCUCAUUGAACAAGCAUCUCGACAACAGAAGAGAGGAUGUGCGGCGAUAUUUCUCGAGGAAUGGAGCACGAUGGGCAGAAAGAGGCCGACUUUGAAAAUGCUAUUAGAACUUCUUAAGAAAGCACAAUUAUUUAGAGCAGCGGAUUAUGUAUCAAUGAAUAUUUUAAAUAUGGGGCGAACAGAAAGGCCUAAUGAAGGACCAGCUGCACCAAUUGACUUUUCAUUUUCGGAUCUAGAAAGUGAAAGUGACAUAACGGAAAAGUCGUCAAUCUUAGGGGAUGUGCAUGAAGAGAGGAGUGUUUCAAAUGAAGGCCAAAAUGUCCCAGUGCCAGAAGAAGAAAGGAAAAUUGAUGCUCCAAUUCCUGCCUUCCUGUCGAAUAUGACUUUUAGUAAUGUUGAAGAAGACUCAGCAAAAAUUGUCGAAAUUCCAAACAGAGUAGCAACUCUCUCUGACGCACCUCCGGCUGUUGACAAAUCACAAAAGGUUCAUCAAGUGGGAAAUGGAGAAGCCUAUAAAAUCCCUGCCUUUCUGGCGAAUGCAAGCUUUAGUAAUUUGAGUGAAGCUGCUGAGAGUACACAGUCCGGAAUAGUCAACGAAGCAAGUAAUAAAGAUUCCAGUGAUUGUGAAAUUAAAGGGACAAUACCUCGCUUUCUCUGCGAGUCGUCUUCAUUAAUAUCGCCACCAUCCGCAUCGCAAGACGAAAUUGCUUUCAUCAGUUCUGGAAAUUUUUCACAAAACACAUUGAAAGAUGCACCUGCUCAAGGCAACUACAGAGAUGUGGGAAAUGAAUUACCAUCUUCGAAGGAAAAUCAAGAAGCUUCUCAACUUCCAAUCCUUCUUAAUAAAGUGAGCCUUAGUGAUUUCAGUGGAGUUGUAGAAUAUGGAAAAUUGAAUACUGAAAAGAGCUCAACAAGAAUUAGAUUUAGUUCACAAUUUGUCAAAGAAACGAUUCCUAAAAUUCCUCAUCAAGAAAUUGUUCAAUCGAAGACAUCACACGUUUCACAUCAAGAGCCACAAGAAAGUAAUAAGAUAAAGGAAAACAUUCAUUCGUUGCCAUUUCACAAUGAACGAGUUUCUAAACUUCCUGCUUGUCUGAACAACAUGAACUUCAGUAAUUUCAGUAUUAUCUCCGAGGGCGAUCAAUUAUCCUUCACGAAUGGAUUAAAUUCCGAUUCAGUUGACGUGUGAGCAGUCAAAUCUGUACGAUAUUUAUGAAAAACUACCUCUUAUUCUCUUUGAAUUCUGAAUUGAUUUCAAAAGUCGUGAUUUUGAAUCUCGAAUUAACUUGAUUAAGAAAAAAAUAUCAAUUUUUGAUCUUGACGAUUACUUCCUAAAAUGUGAUAUUAAAUAAUGUACGAGUACCGGACGGAAUUCUUGUCAAAUUAUAAAGCUAAGAAGUUUUCUUAAAAGAAAAUUCCACGCUCCUUAAGAAUUUCGGGUUUCUUGAAACGUGUUCAAUGGAGGUUUAUAUUUGAUUACUCUUUAAAUUUUAAACUUAAAAAAUUUCUGUACUUCAUACAUUGUCGACGUGCAGAAAAUAUUUCGUUUUAUGAAAAAUGUAAGUAUUAUUUAAAUGUACAGAUGGCAUUAUAAAGUUUAAGUUCAAUUGCAAAUUUAAUCGUAUUUGUAAAAUUAAGUUUUUCAAGUAAAAAAACAAGUACAAACAA
Leptopilina heterotoma is the source of this 2425-nucleotide messenger RNA. RefSeq names its product protein Tube (gene tub). The record is from RefSeq and is a predicted model, not a curated record. The transcript is spliced from 8 exons. Lineage: Eukaryota; Metazoa; Arthropoda; Insecta; Hymenoptera; Figitidae. The coding region runs from base 579 to 1946 and encodes 455 amino acids.